Oryzias melastigma (Indian medaka) is the source of this 1750-nucleotide messenger RNA. RefSeq names its product sphingosine kinase 1. Gene Ontology annotation, cellular component: membrane; intracellular membrane-bounded organelle; cytoplasm. Bases 154 to 1689 code for a protein of 511 amino acids. The transcript is spliced from 5 exons. The record is from RefSeq and is a predicted model, not a curated record. NCBI's taxonomy places the organism in Eukaryota, Metazoa, Chordata, Actinopteri, Beloniformes, Adrianichthyidae. Gene Ontology annotation, biological process: cellular response to growth factor stimulus; negative regulation of apoptotic process; sphingosine biosynthetic process.
ACCUUGACGAAGGUCCGAGCGGGAGGAGGCUGGCAGUCGCAGUCUCUCCUCCUCGCGCUCAUCACUCCGAGGCGGUGAGCUGCGAUCCAGAGUGCGGCUCCGUCCUGGACCGGCCUCUCUCCCCCCGGUUUAUCCAGCCCGAAACCGGUCAGGAUGGACCGGAAAAGACCCGAAGCGGACAGCAAGGAGGUCACGCUGUACGGAGAAUUUUCACCGAACAAUAACCUCAAAGUCCGGUGCGUGGUGAACCUGACCGAGCGGGAGUUUAUCGUCCAGAGGCUCACCUCGGCACCUGCCAGGCGGAGCAAGGUGGUGCUGAGCCUCCGGGACUGCGUCGGCUGCCGGGCGUACCAGAAGGAGGACAAGGCGGACCCGGCGGCGUACUUUGCGGCGUACUUCUACCCGCUGAAAUGCCGGCGGGUGAGCUCGAGGGUGUCGCGGCAGAGAGUGGAGCAGUGCUUUCGGCUCUCCGCGCUGCAGGACCCGCGCGCGAACCUGGAGGAGGCGGAGAAAUGGGCUCGCGCCGUCCGGGAGCGCUCUGCCCGGCAACAGCAGCCGGGAGACGGCGUGCUGCUGUCCUGUCCGUGUCGAAUGCUGCUGCUGGUGAACCCUCAGAGCGGGAAGGGACAGGCGCUGACCCUCUACAACAGCCAAAUCAAGCCCAUGCUCAAUGAUGCUGGCAUCAGGCACACCAUGUUACCCACCGAGCAUCAGAAUCACGCCCGCGAGUUCGUGAAAGGAGCUGACCUGUCGCAAUGGGAUGCUUUAGUGAUCAUGUCAGGAGAUGGCCUUCUGUAUGAGGUGAUAAACGGUUUGCUGGAACGAUCGGACUGGGAGGAGGCCAUCCGGACUCCGCUGGGUAUCCUUCCUGGUGGAUCGGGCAACGCCUUGGCCGCCUCCAUACAUCACUACUCCGGAGCGUCUCCCGUGUUCGGCGAGGACCUCCUGGUCAGCUGCGGCUUCCUCCUGUGCCGAGCGGCGGUGUUCCCCAUGGACCUGGUCUCCGUCCAUCUGUCCUCCGGCCAGCGCCUCUUCUCCUUCCUGUCUCUGGCCUGGGGCUUCGUGGCGGACGUGGACGUGGAGAGCGAGAAGUACCGGCACUUCGGAUCCGCCCGCUUCACCGUCGGGACGCUGGUGAGGCUGGCGUCUCUGCGCAUCUACAGAGGGAGGCUGGCGUACCUGCCCGCCGGCAGCAGCACCGUCCUGCACCGCGGCGCCCCCCUCCCCGUCCAGAGCUGUCCGUCCAGAAACUCCAACAACUCCGUCACGCUGAGGAGAACAGAGGGCGGCCCGCCCGACUCGCUGCUGCCCCCUCUGGACCAGCCGCUGCCGGACGACUGGGUGGCGGUGCGGGAGCAGGACUUCGUCCUCAUGCUGGCCAUGCAUCAGUCCCACCUGGCGGAGGACCUCCUGGCCGCUCCGGACGCCAGCCUGAGCGACGGCGUCAUCCACCUUUUCUACGUCACCGCCGGGAUAUCCCGCGCCGCGCUGCUGCGGCUGUUCCGCGCCAUGGAGAAGGGCACGCACCUGGCCGCUCCCUGUCAGCACCUGGUGCACGCCAAGGUGCGCGCCCUCCGGCUGGAGCCGCUCUCGCCCAAAGGCGUCAUAACCGUGGACGGAGAGGUGGUGGAGUACGGGCCGCUGCAGGCAGAGGCGCACCGCGGCCUGGCGAGGAUGAUCAGCGGCUGAAGUCGUUCCAAUCCACAUGUGCAGAUUCACGCAGAGAAACAUAAAAGAUGAAAUCAAAGAA